Molecule: messenger RNA, 1221 nt
Organism: Exophiala spinifera
Lineage: Eukaryota; Fungi; Ascomycota; Eurotiomycetes; Chaetothyriales; Herpotrichiellaceae
Exons: 3
Coding region: 1-1221 (406 amino acids)
Biological process (GO): zinc ion import across plasma membrane
Cellular component (GO): plasma membrane
Molecular function (GO): high-affinity zinc transmembrane transporter activity
Source: RefSeq, a predicted model, not a curated record
AUGAAAGUCUUGAGCGUUCUCACCGCCACCGCGGACACGUUCGACCCGAGAAACGUGGACCUCACAACAGCCAACGUACGCGAUGUGAUAUGCGCGCUGACCCUUGCGGACUCGGGCAACGAGUACAACGGACACCUGGGGGCGAGGGUCUCGUCGAUCUUCGUCAUCCUGAUCGUCUCUUCGGCCGCCACCAUAUUCCCCGUCCUCGCCAAGUGGUUCCCACGUCUGAAGCUGCCGCUGUACGUGUAUCUCUUUGCGAGGUAUUUCGGAGCCGGUGUCAUUGUCGCCACGGCCUUUAUCCACCUUCUCGACCCGGCGUACGACGAAAUCGGCCCCAGCACUUGCGUCGGCAUGACUGGUGGAUGGGCAGUGUACUCGUGGUGUCCUGCUAUCGUCUUGACUUCUGUUAUGAUCAUUUUCCUCAUGGACUUUGCCGCCGAAUGGUACGUUGAGGCCAAGUACGGGAUCGGCAACCCACAUCCAGACCUCGAGGAAGCUAUCACGAGGGCAGGAGGGGGCGGCGGCGGCAGCCAGGCAGAGAGAAUUUCCUCCCACCAUCAGCGACAAAGAGGAGGAAAUGAUGACACAGAAGACGAAGAAGGACUUCCACCUUCUUGCACCGGUCGUGGUGACGACUCACCUGUACGGACAAAAUCUGCGUUCGAGAAGCGAUUCAUUGAAGACGCUGUCAACGUCGAUGGAUUAGACGUCGAGGCUGCGGCAGUGCAGACGGCAUUCCGUCAACAGAUUGCUGGAUUCCUCAUCCUCGAGUUUGGCAUUAUCUUCCACUCGGUCAUCAUCGGUAUGAACCUUGGAGUGUCCGGGGAUGAAUUCAGCACACUCUACCCUGUGCUGGUGUUUCAUCAGUCCUUUGAAGGCUUAGGGAUUGGUGCACGAAUGUCUUCCAUCCCGUUCGAUAGCAGGAGUUGGCUACCUUGGAUCCUGUGCGCGCUGUACGGCCUCACGACACCCGUCUCCAUCGCCAUCGGACUGGGGUUGAGAACCACAUACAACCCAAACAGCUUCACAGCCAAUGUUGUGAGUGGGGUCUUUGAUGCGGUGUCUGCCGGGAUCCUAAUAUACAGUGGGCUGGUGGAGUUGCUGGCGCGGGACUUCAUAUUUAAUCCCGUCCGGACAAGGGAUGGGAAGAGGAUCGUUUUCAUGCUCGUCAGUGUUUUCCUCGGCGCUGGGAUCAUGUCGCUGUUGGGCCAUUGGGCAUAA